Messenger RNA from Eublepharis macularius, 3981 nucleotides. Its product is annotated as zinc finger protein 420-like. The coding region runs from base 166 to 3111 and encodes 981 amino acids. Gene Ontology annotation, biological process: negative regulation of transcription by RNA polymerase II. The transcript has 7 exons. Lineage: Eukaryota; Metazoa; Chordata; Lepidosauria; Squamata; Eublepharidae. The record is from RefSeq and is a predicted model, not a curated record. Gene Ontology annotation, molecular function: DNA-binding transcription repressor activity, RNA polymerase II-specific.
CCGGCGUUGGGUGAGCGGCGGUCGGGGGCGCCGGAGGACCGCGAAGACCGGGUCAGGGAGGGCCUCGAGCGAGCCUGCGCGGCGCCCCCGGAGGUCAGAGAUCCGGCACUUGCUUUUACACAAGAAUCUGGCAGAGGAAGAAGGCAAUCUAGUGCAGAAGGAAGGAUGAGGGGAGAGCCAGACUCAGUUUGUCCAGAAGCAAGAAAAGGCCCUGAUGCCACCGAGGCUGGGAGAAGAAGGGAGCUGUGUGACGGAACUGUGCAGAAAAGCCUGGGAGAAGAUUUUCUUCCUUCAGAUGGGCAGCUCCAGCAAUUCAGGCACUUCCGCUACCAAGAGGCUGAAGGCCCCCGAAAGGUCUGCAGCCGACUCCACCAUCUUUGCCACCAGUGGUUGAAGCCAGAAAGACAUACAAAGAAGGAGAUCCUGGACCUGGUGGUCUUGGAGCAAUUCCUGGCUGUCCUGCCUCCAGAGAUGGAGAGCUGGGUCAGGGAAUGCAGGCCGGAGACUAGUUCCCAAGCAGUGGCCCUGGCAGAAGGCUUCCUCCUGAGCCAAGUGGAUGACAAGAAUCAGGAGCAGCAGGUGACAGAAGAGAUUGUGCAGGAGUGUUACCAGGGAGCAGCUUUUCCAGGCACGGCCUUGAAGGUACAAUCUUUGUCCUCUGUUUGUGGCAGAGAGAAAGCAGCUUCCAAGCGGCCAGAUUGGGCUCCGGUGACCUUCGAGGAGGUGUCUGUUCAUUUCACCGAGGCAGAGGGGGCUCUGCUGGGUCCAGACCAAAGAAGCCUUCACAAGGAAGUCAUGGAGGACAACUGUCAGACUGCGGCCUCUCUGGGAGGACUUCUAGUACCCAGACCGGACUGUAUUUCCAUGGUGAAAGGAAAUGGAAAUCCAUUUUUCCAGGACCCAGGAGAAAGAGAGAGAUCAGCAGGAGCAGAGACUGAUGGUUCCCAGAAAGAGCCUGAGGGAGAACCAGAACAGCUCCCAUUGAAAGAAGAACAGCAGAGAAGAAACAAUGGAACAGAACAGAACAGGGGGGAUGGAUCAUCUGCUUCUCAGGGUGCUGAGUCCAAGGACGUCCUGCCAUACCAUGGAAGGAUCAGUUGCCCCAUAUGUGGAAAAACAUUCAUAUAUCCAUCAGCAUUUGAUAGGCACUGGAGAACCCACACAGGGGAGAAACCAUAUAAAUGCGAGGACUGUGGAAAGAGCUUUUCUCUAAAGAGGAACCUAACUGUCCAUCAGCGUAUCCAUACAGGGGAGAAACCGCAUAAAUGCAUGGAGUGUGGAAAGAGCUUUGCCCAGACUAAGCACCUUACUAUCCAUCGACGUAUCCACACAGGGGAGAAGCCAUAUAAAUGCAUGGAGUGUGGAAAGAGUUUUGCUAAUAGUGCAGCGCAUAUUGUGCAUCAACGUAUCCAUACGAGAGAGAAACCAUUUAAAUGCAUGGAGUGUGGAAAGAACUUUGCUAACAGUACAACGCUUAUUGUCCAUCAACGUAUCCACACAGGGGAGAAACCAUAUAAAUGUAUGGACUGUGGAAAGAGCUUUGCUAACAGUACAACUCUUACUAUCCAUCGACGUAUCCAUACAGGGGAGAAACCAUAUAAAUGUAUGGACUGUGGAAAGAGCUUUGCUAAGAGUACAGCUCUUACUAUCCAUCGACGUAUCCAUACAGGGGAGAAACCAUAUAAAUGUAUGGACUGUGGAAAGAGCUUCACUCAGAGUACACAUCUUACUUCCCAUCGACGUAUCCACACAGGGGAGAAACCACAUAAAUGCAUGGAGUGUGGAAAGAGUUUUGCUAAUAAUGCAACGCUUGCUGCCCAUCGAUGUAUCCACACAGGGGAGAAACUAUAUAAAUGUGUGGACUGUGGAAAGAGUUUUGCUAAUAGUUCAGCGCUUCUUGUCCAUCAACGUAUCCACACAGGGGAGAAACCAUAUAAAUGUGCGGAUUGUGAAAAGAGCUUUGCUCAGACUAAGCACCUUACUGUCCAUCGACGUAUCCACACAGGGGAGAAACCAUAUAAAUGCAUGAAGUGUGGAAAGAGUUUUGCUCAGAGUACACAGCUUACUGUCCAUCAACGUAUCCACACAGGAGAGAAACCAUAUAAAUGCAUGAAGUGUGGAAAGAGCUUUGCUCAGAGUAUGUACCUUUCUGUUCAUCAACAUAUCCACACAGGGGAGAAACCUUAUAAAUGCAUGGAGUGUGGAAAGAGCUUUGCUUAUAGGGCAACUCUUAUUGUCCAUCAGCGAAUUCACACAGGGGAGAAACCAUAUAAGUGUGUAGAUUGUGGAAAGAGCUUUGCUCAGAGUACACAGCUUAGUGCCCAUCAACGUAUCCAGACAGGGGAGAAACCGUAUAAAUGCAUGGAGUGUGGAAAGAGCUUUGCUCAGAGUAUGUACCUUACUGUCCAUCAACGUAUCCACACAGGGGAGAAACCGUAUAAAUGCAUGGAGUGUGAAAAGAGCUUUACUAAUAGUGCAACGCUUAUUGUCCAUCAACGUAUCCACACAGGGGAGAAACCAUAUAAAUGCAUGGAGUGUGGAAAGAGCUUUGCUAGCAGUACAGCUCUUACUAUCCAUCGACGUAUCCAUACAGGGGAGAAACCAUAUAAAUGUGUGGACUGUGGAAAGAGUUUUGUUCUGAGAACAGCUCUUACUGCCCAUCGACGUAUCCAUACAGGGGAGAAACCAUAUAAAUGUAUGGACUGUGGAAAGAGCUUUGCUCAGAGCACACAGCUUACUGCCCAUCGACGUAUCCAUUCAGGGGAGAAACCAUAUAAAUGUGUGGACUGUGGAAAGGGCUUUGCUAACAGCACAAAUCUUACUAUCCAUCGACGUAUCCAUACAGGGGAGAAACCAUAUAAAUGCGUGGACUGUGGAAAGGGCUUUGCUAACAGCACAAAUCUUACUAUCCAUCGACGUAUCCAUACAGGGGAGAAACCAUAUAAAUGUAUGGACUGUGGAAAGAGCUUUGCUCAGUGUACACAACUUACUGUCCAUCGACGUAUCCACACAGGAGAGAAACCAUAUACAUGUGUGGAAUGUGGAAAGAGCUUUGCUCAGCGCAUGCAUCUUACUGUUCACCAACGUAUCCAUACAGGAAAAUUUGUAUAAAUGCAUGGAGUGUGGAAAGACCUUUGCUCAUAGUUCAGGCCUUACUUUCCAUCAACGAAUCCACACAGGAGAGAAACCAUGUAAAUGCUAAGAAUGUGGAAGAAACAGGUUUUUUGUUUCAUAUCAAAGAAUUCAGAAAGGAGAGAAAACAUACAAAGUCUUUUGUGGGUGUGUGAAGGGCAGGCAUCUUUUUAGGAGGGAGUAGGAGAAAUUUUAUAUAGGUUUUAAUUUGAAAUUUUUUAAAAACAUUUUGUAAGUUGCCUUGAACUACAUGGAAAGUCAGGUUAUAUAAAUGGUUUAGUAAAGAAAUUAUUAAAUAAAUGCUUGCCACAGCUUCAGCCACAUGCCCAGUCUUAACCACGUGUCAUGAAGUGCAGUCCAUGCAGGGGAGCAACCAUGCAUUCUGUCAAAGGAGUCAGAAGAGGGAAAACUUUAGAAAUGUGCACUUAGUAUCUAGCGUUUUUGUGCAAAAGCGACCCCAUGUUACACAAUUUCUGGUUUGUUCAAUUCCCAGCUAAAAUAAUUGGAAUACAGUUUCUUAAGAAAUAGGAGCAACUCGUGUUACUACAUAUUGUGGAGGGGUGUCAGUUAAUACAGUAUGUUACUUAGAACUGGGCUUUCUGCGCCACUUGCCAUAUUAUGAUGGGGGAGGGUUCUCCCUCCCUCCUAGUCCCUUUGUACCUUCAGUAGUCGGCACCAUCCAACCUAAAACAGUUUGACUCUUCACCAGCCAUUCGGGAAGCUGGUGUGCCUCUGUGUUCGUGCAGAGUUCUAGAGAAUGGCUGAGAAGGAGGCUCGUGGCUGAGGCUCGGACAUAGCUUAACCAAAGAAAGAUCUUUACUGUACUACAGCAGUUAGAGAGAUGCAUCA